Messenger RNA from Microthlaspi erraticum, 666 nucleotides. The record is from the annotation of a GenBank genome assembly. Lineage: Eukaryota; Viridiplantae; Streptophyta; Magnoliopsida; Brassicales; Brassicaceae.
AUGAAGAAGUUCAAGAAAGGUAUCGUAAAGAAGGGAGAUACAUGGCGCUUUUCUGGUUUCAUUCUUCCUCUUGAGGCAUUUGCAUUUGAGUGUAUCCCUAACCUUGGACGCACCUUCCGAGUCACUGUAGAUGCAGACAAUGAAUGUCCGAGGUUGUGCAAGCACAUGUUCAAAGACAUUCAUAUGAGAGGAUAUAAACUGAAAGACAUUAACCAUGCAAUCGGACUUGACAAGGACAUCAUCAGCAUUUUGGAACCAACAACAGACGAGGAAUCCCUGAUGGAGCUUAUCAUCGAUCCUGGAUGUGAUGAUGGCAUAGGUUAUGUAGAUCCUAUUGUAGAUGGUUGGAGAAACCAUCUAAUAGUUCAGAAAAAGAAGUUAUGGUGGGAAUCUUUAUACAAAGAGGAGUUGGCGGGAAGAGAUAUUACCGAGAAUGUAGAAGAAGAAGAAGAAGAAACUCAAAAGAGUGCAACAAUUGUGGAGCUCAACGAAGUGAUAAAGGCAUUCGCAAAUAGAAUGGACAGAAUGGAAGUUGUGACAAGGGAAAUACAGGAUAAGUUUGGUGAUUGGAAUGAGAGACUUGUAGAUGUUGAGAGGUCUGUCAAGGACCUGCGAGACAAAGCUGUAGAGAGUGCACCAUGUAGUUUUGCUUUAAGACUUAAGUAA